GUUGGUCAUAUUGGAAAGGAUGCAGUGACUCGUCUCAAUCGCGUAGCCAAAGGGGUCCUCUUGCAAACAACCACACCAUUAUCACACUGUGAAUCCUGCAUCUUAGCCAAACACCCUCAUCAGCCUUUCCACUCAUCUGAGACUGAGUGCACUGACACCUUCCUUGAUCUUAUACACAGUGAUGUGUGCGGCCCAAUCCCCACUUUAAUGACGCACGGCAAACGUUACUUCAUUGUCUUCCUCGAUGACCAUUCC
Molecule: messenger RNA, 255 nt
Organism: Suillus subaureus
Lineage: Eukaryota; Fungi; Basidiomycota; Agaricomycetes; Boletales; Suillaceae
Exons: 1
Source: RefSeq, a predicted model, not a curated record